Messenger RNA from Saccostrea cuccullata (small rock oyster), 2597 nucleotides. RefSeq lists its product as uncharacterized. Gene Ontology annotation, molecular function: protein binding. NCBI's taxonomy places the organism in Eukaryota, Metazoa, Mollusca, Bivalvia, Ostreida, Ostreidae. Bases 234 to 2465 code for a protein of 743 amino acids. The transcript is spliced from 11 exons. The record is from RefSeq and is a predicted model, not a curated record.
UUAUGGUCAUUUACAUCGGGUUCGAUGUACAUCAUCCCGGAAGUCCUGGUGUUCAAUGUUUACAAUUUCGAAAUGUCAAAACAGUUAUUACGAUAUACACAUAUCCACGGUAGUUCUACGAGAGUAUUAUAUUAGAAGUAACUGAUUAAUUCAAUUUUCCACUUGAUCAGAAGAUUCCGCAUUCUGUCUCAGCUCAAGGGGUACGUAAGGAAAAGAAACAAAAUGGCUGAAUAAUGCAGAACAAGUUGUCUGGAAUUUCUUUGGCAUUCAGGUGGAGUCAGAUAAAACCGUUACCAGGGAAACCGUUACCAAGGUCACGUAGUCGUCACUCCUCCUGUCUCCAUGGUGAUUGUAUAUACGUAGUCGGGGGGAAGGAUGGGAGAGUUUCUCUGAAGGAUAUAUGGAGGUUCUGUAUCGAAACUUCACAAUGGGAGAGGUUGACACUAAAGGGGGAAAGUCUGCCUCAUUUAGAGGGACACAGCCUCAUCUCUUACAAGAAAAACCUCCUGCUGUUUGGAGGGUCGUUUGGGGAUGAUAUCACAGAUUCAGCACUAUGGAUAAUUAACCCUGAUGUCCUUCAUGUACGACAGGUGUCGUGCGAGCCCGGAUUUCCUCAGCCCUGUACUAGACGUCACCACUCCGCUGUCCUCCAUGACGGCGUUAUGUACGUGUACGGAGGAUAUGUGGAUCUCAGAGGAAGCAGCUCGGAAUUCUGGGCAUUCCAUAUUUCUGAAGAGGAGUGGGAAUUGAUUACCCCCCGACAGACCCGGUCAGACAUGCCUGAGGGUCGUCAUGGUCACACGGCAGUCAUUCAUGGGAGGAACAUGUGGAUCUAUGGAGGACUGGCUGGGCUAACUCCUAAAUCAGACCUCUGGUACUACAACUUCCAUGUCAGUAAAUGGACGCGUAUGAAGUGUAGGUUUGGUCCACCACCAUUAGUAGGACAUGCGGCAGUAGUGGUCAAGGACAAUAUGAUUUUACAAGGUGGAGAACAAAAUGGAGAACUUAGAAAUGACUUCUGGGUUUUUUCUUUUGAAUGUUUGAAGUGGACACAUAUAGAAAUCCCAAAUCAAGUUCCCUCCGCAAGAAUGUGGCACUCAGUGGAGGCCAUUACUGUAGAGUCCAAAAAGACGGACAGCUCAACUCGGACCAGCUCAAUGCCUUACCUCCAGAACAAACAUGGAAGGCGGCAAAAUCUCCGCCCUCGCUCGAGUCCAGCUUACUCCUCCGCGAGAAAUAGGGUCACGCCAAAACAGGACAAAGAAAAUGUGACUGUGAAUUCUAAAAAUGUUUCCGAGUCUUUACAACAACCACAAGCAGAAGAAUCGCAGCUAACAAAAAAUCAGUCAAGUGCUAAUCCUUUCAUCAAGGAAACAUCACCAGCAGCCAAAGCGCCUACACAGAGACCUCAUACUAUAGAGCUACAGACCAUCACCACUCAGUCUGAACCAGGAAAUAAAAUAAAGACAGGGGAGCUACAGUCUGUCAAAGGUCAGACUGAUUCCAUCCCUGUUGUCAUGAGAACCCCAACGCCGAAGCAGAAGGAAGAAAAAUCACCUCUACUGCUGGAGAGACACAUAUCACAGUGUAGUGAAGGUAGUCAGAGCAGCUUAAAGGGAGCAGACAACCUAGGAAUGGACAUUUCUACCAGUUCUGAUGGCUUAUCCUCUCUGGACUUGACCUCGUGUCAGACAUUCUCUCAGUCCUAUGGGUAUCAUCAGAAACCCCCAGAGAGGGUGAAGCCGGUCAAAAUGCAGACUUUUAGUCAUAAUGUGAUCAAUGUUUUGCCAUAUCCUCAAUUAACACAGGACUUAGUAGUAGAGGAUUUAGAAAUUUAUGAGAAUUACUUCGCAGAACUGAAUGAAACUGCUUUUGUGAAAAGGGAGUGUCAAAGAAGUUAUUUUGGUGGUUAUAGCAAGAAGUAUAAAGUAAACAAGACGGAAAUAAAAAAUUUACGGAAACGCUCAAGUACUUACAGUGCUAAUGAUACGACAUCAGAUUGGUAUAGAUCUUCCUCAGUGGGGGAAUUACGCAACUUAAACGAGAAAGUUUCAGAAACCAAAACAGCCCUACGUAGCAGAAGCCUUCACAACCUAAAGAAUGAUAGUCCUGUGUUGUGUUGGCAGAGUCAGGAUUCAGAGCAUGCUAAGGAAGAUGUCGAAGAAGACGAAGCAGACCGUGCAACGAACAAAGAAAUGACUACAGAUUUCUCAGAGCCUGAGAACAAAAAGCAUGUCCAAGAACAAGAGGUUGUUCCUAAUGUAAAAGUGCCAAUAACUAAAAGACAAGAAACCAGGAUAGAAAAUCAGGAACUAGCCCAGCCCUAUCUGCUGUUGUUUGGUGGUAAAGACAUGAGAGGUGGUAGCGUCUGGUUAGAAUCCCUGACUGCCUGGAGAUGUGAUGUGUUUGUUAGACACAGUGAUAUUUCUCAUGGAGAAUUCCACAAGUCCAGUCUCAUUGUUUAGCAGCUAGUAUACCCAUCCAAGACAUUCCUGUAGUGACUUAAAGCAGCUAUCACAUCACUAGACAAACCUCAACUCAUCCCACCUAUCAUCUGGAUAACCAAACCAGUGAAAAAGUAGCCUUUAAUAAUGUUG